Messenger RNA from Gamsiella multidivaricata, 753 nucleotides. RefSeq lists its product as uncharacterized. Bases 1 to 753 code for a protein of 250 amino acids. Gene Ontology annotation, molecular function: rRNA (uridine-N3-)-methyltransferase activity. Gene Ontology annotation, cellular component: cytoplasm. The transcript has 2 exons. Lineage: Eukaryota; Fungi; Mortierellomycota; Mortierellomycetes; Mortierellales; Mortierellaceae. Gene Ontology annotation, biological process: rRNA base methylation. The record is from RefSeq and is a predicted model, not a curated record.
AUGUCAAAGCUGCCUCCACCGCCUUAUUUCGACUACGAUACGAUCCUGCUUGUGGGAGAGGCCAAUUUCUCGUUCGCAAAGUGCCUGGCGCUGGAGAUUUUGAACCGCGGGGAUACGAUUACGGCGACGACUUUAGAUUCGUUCACGAACAUGACAGAGAAAUAUGAGGACGCACAGGAGAACGUAAAGGAGUUGGAGGAUGCGGGAGCAACGGUGCUGUUUGAGGUAAACGCUACGAAGUUGAGCAAGAUCAAGAGCUUCAAGGGAAAGCGGUUCUCGAAGAUCGUCUUCAACUUUCCUCACGCAGGCGCUGGCAUCAAGGACCAGGACCGUAACGUCGUGAGCAACCAAAAGCUGCUGCGCGCGUUCUUCGAAUCUGCAGCCCCAUAUCUCACAGACACCGAUCUCGGCGACAAGAAACCUGGUGAGAUCCAUGUCACCGUUAAGACUGGAAUUCCUUACGAUCUCUGGAACAUCAAGCGAUUGGCAACUGGAACCGGUUUGUUGGGUGUCAAGACCUCAUUCCCGUUUAGACCGGAGCAGUACCCUGGAUACGAGCAUCGUCGGACGAUUGGAUUCAAGGAGGGAGUGAGCCAGGGUGAGAAUGCAGAGAUCAAGGAUAAGAACCCAAAGACGUUUGUGUUUGUGAAGAAAACAGCCAAGGAGGCGGAGACGGCCAGGGAGGAAGAGACGGCGAACCUGAAGAAGAGGAAGAGGGCGGGCGAGGAUGUGUCGGACGAGGAUGAUGGCUAG